Striga asiatica is the source of this 846-nucleotide messenger RNA. The record is from the annotation of a GenBank genome assembly. NCBI's taxonomy places the organism in Eukaryota, Viridiplantae, Streptophyta, Magnoliopsida, Lamiales, Orobanchaceae.
AUGGUUGGCCUCAUAUUUGUCCUCACAAUAGAACUCCGUGUUAUUCACCCAUACUUGAUCUCAUUCAUUCGAACCCUCCGAAACCGAGCAAUUAACCCUCGCGCCGGUGAUCCUCUCGAGAUAGGAGACGAUGACGGCCUCACGGCCCCUGGCGAGGGCCCUCUCCCUCGCUCCGGCCUCCGACUCACGGACGAGGCGCGCAGCCUCCCGCCGCCGCCACUCGUCCUCCCUGGCCGCCCGCUCCUCCUCCAGCCUUUCGAGCACCUCCGCCACCUUCCGGUGCAUGCUCUCUUGGUGCUCCACCACACGCUGAACCAAAUCCCUGAAAAACUCCGCCAUCGGGAUAACCCCUUCACCACCGCCAUUCUUCUUCUUCUUCUCCUUCUUCCUUCGCUUCCUUUUCUCUUCGGGCCCCAACGGUUUGUAUAUGGCUUCGAGCUCGCCGAAGUCGGUCAAGCCGUGGUUGGGUACUUUGUGGGCCAUGGUUUCCGCAGAAAUUUAAUACCAGAAGGAAGUGGGUGGUUGUUUAAUACUAGUCGAAUCUUGUUGAUUUUGCCAACAAGCCUCUUCCUCAAAGCGCUCACUCUCAUGGAGCAGGCUACAGUCACCGGCAGCCUCUUCAUUAAUAAUGCUACACUCUUUCUCACUAUUAUAUUCAUUAAUAUUGUUUGUCGAGCAAACCUCGUUGAGGCCGAGCUUGAAGUUCAGGGCCGGGAAAUAGGACGAAUUGUAGUGGUGGGUCUGCGGCGGGAGGAAGUGGGGCGGGUCGAGGAAGAGGCGGUGGCCGUGGAUUUGGUCGGGAAAAUGGGUCGGGUGCAAAACCGGGUUGCUGUUGUCGGUGGCUGA